AUGGAAAGUUCAUUGGUCUUAUCAGGUGCUCUAGUGAAUUUUACUUACCGCGUUUUGCAAAUUAGGACAAGCAACUUUUCGCAGCUUCUCAGAAUAGGUGGAUUUGGAAGUGUGUAUAAAGGAAGCUUAGGAGAUGGUACCUCAGUGUGUAUAUUUGCACCUACCCUUCACUGCUAUUACCGCCAUUUCUGGUGGAUUCUCCUACCUUUACUACUCUUCCUCUCCCAGUCUGGUAGCUGCUAA
This is a messenger RNA of Lathyrus sativus (Indian pea), 243 nucleotides long. The record is from the annotation of a GenBank genome assembly. Lineage: Eukaryota; Viridiplantae; Streptophyta; Magnoliopsida; Fabales; Fabaceae.